Messenger RNA from Oryzias melastigma (Indian medaka), 986 nucleotides. It is a transcript of the gene manbal, whose product is annotated as mannosidase beta like. NCBI's taxonomy places the organism in Eukaryota, Metazoa, Chordata, Actinopteri, Beloniformes, Adrianichthyidae. The transcript has 3 exons. Gene Ontology annotation, cellular component: membrane. The record is from RefSeq and is a predicted model, not a curated record. The coding region runs from base 186 to 449 and encodes 87 amino acids.
UUCCACGUCAAUAAAUUUGUGAAACGGAAAUAAAUCCCUAAGUCUAAACGCCACUUCCGCUAGAUGAUUUCUUUUGUUUUUCGCGUUCUCUGAUCUAUUACGGGGAUCUAUCUUUGUUUUGUGAUUUUGUAGACUGGACACUAAAGAAAAACUAUUCAAAGAAGUAGAUCUGCGAGAUCCAAACCAUGUCUGCAGAACAGCUGGACCUGUCCCCUCCUGAAGUCCCUGAACCCACAUUACUUGAGAGUAUUCUGCGCUACGGGCUUUUUCUGGGCGCCAUCUUCCAGCUUAUAUGCAUUCUGGCUAUCAUCUUCCCCACAUCCAAGAGCCAACCACAGGAGGAGGUGGAGCCCAGUGAAAGUAAACCGGCCGAGCAGAUAAAGAAACCUAAAGGACCUGCACCUCAGAGCCGACAAAAACCUAAAAAAGAAAGUAAAAAGAAGCGAUAAAGUGCUACACAUUUGUAUGAGUUAAUGCAAAAGAAUGUUUAACUCGUCUACAAGUUUCAACUGAAACAACAAAUACACUAAUGUCAUUUUACAGCAGUCCUAUUUGAAAGCAACUUACGGCAACCUUCUACUCAGAUCAAGCAGUCCUGGUGUUUGCCUUUUUUUUUACUGAGAAACAUAAGUUUUCAUUGUGCUUUUUAUGGGUAGUAAUGACUAUAGUAUAUCUAGAUUCAUACUGAAAAAAAUACAGUUAUGUCUUUAAGUGCACUAAAGUGUAUACUCACUACCAAAGUUCAAUGUAUUGUUUAUGGUAUGAAAUUAUUCUAUUUCCAACCAAUUAUAUUGAUACCAGCACGCCAGAGGUAAUUCCUUCAUUUUGAAAUUUUAAAAGUAUUUCUUGGACAACAUUUAUGUCACAUUUUAUUAGAAAAAGACAUCUUUGUGUUUCUUUCUUUUGCUUUUUUGUAUUUUUUUGCCAUUUUACAUAAUGGAAAGUAGUAUUGAAAUAGCAUCUGAAUAAAACAGAUUUUAUACAUA